AUCUUCAAUCUCGUAUCAGAAGACUACGGCUCCCACAAUCCCAAUGACCUAAGACCGUAGCCAUUUCUUGGGCCUAAGGACUACAGCUCCCACAACGCCAUGCUCCCUCAGACUCAGGAACUACAGCUGUCGCAUUAUCCUGAAUCGACUUCCCCCAAAGCCCUACCUUAGGGAUCAGAGAGAGCAGCGGAGAGCGCCGGCCGGGCCCUCCCGCCUCCGGACUACAUCUCCCAUGAUGCCUUGCUCCCACGCUUCUCCGCUCCGGUAGCCCAGGACCCAGCUCAGAAGAGGAACUACAGCCGCCACCACACCCCUCAGACUACGACUCCCAGCAGCCUCCUCGUCACGACAAACGGUCCCGCAGCCACAUCGGUUCCGCAGGCGGUGGCUGCAGCAGCUGAGGCCGUAGGAGCUGUUGGAGACGAUGGCGGCGGGAAGCGACUUGUUUAACCCCGGGACGGAGGAGGAGGGUCCGGGGCUCAGUGCCAAGACGCUGCUGCCCAAGCUACUGCCGGCAGGCUUAGCUGGCCGGGAGUGGCUGGAGCAGCGACGGGCCACCAUCCGGCCCUGGGGCCCCUUCCUGGACCAGCGGCGCUUCUCGAGGCCUCGAAACCUUGGCGAGUUGUGCCAGCGCCUGGUGCGCAACGUGGAGCAUUACCAAAGCAAUUACGUCUUCGUCUUCCUGGGCCUCAUCCUGUACUGCGUGGUCACGUCCCCCAUGCUCUUGGUGGCCUUGGCCGUCUUCUUCGGAGCUUGUUACAUCCUCUACCUGCGUACCCUGCAGUCCAAGCUGGUCCUCUUCGGCCGAGAGGUGAGCCCAGCACAUCAGUAUGCCUUGGCAGGGGGCAUCUCUUUCCCCUUCUUCUGGCUGGCUGGAGCUGGCUCAGCUGUCUUCUGGGUCUUGGGAGCCACUUUGGUGGUUAUCGGGUCCCAUGCAGCCUUCCACCAGCUGGAGGCGGCCACCGAAGGGGAGGAGCUGCAGAUGGAGCCUGUGUGAAGGCCCCCCACCCAGAGCAGGGAGGCCAGAGCCAUGGAGACCAAGCCUGCUGGCCCCCUCCUGUGCCCAACCUUGCCAGCCUUGCCUGGGGCCUCCCUCCAGGAGAGCAGAUGGAGAGUUUGGGAGCCUGGCAGAGGGGAAACAUAGUCUGAGAAUAAAGUCCAGCCCUUUGCAUAGGAGUGUGGCCUUGGCCAACACCCUGCAUUGUGUGCCCAUCAAUAGCA
Messenger RNA from Trichosurus vulpecula (common brushtail), 1221 nucleotides. RefSeq names its product Rab acceptor 1 (gene RABAC1). Bases 425 to 997 code for a protein of 190 amino acids. NCBI's taxonomy places the organism in Eukaryota, Metazoa, Chordata, Mammalia, Diprotodontia, Phalangeridae. The record is from RefSeq and is a predicted model, not a curated record. Gene Ontology annotation, cellular component: Golgi apparatus. The transcript has 6 exons.